AUGAAAACUUUGUAAAGUGAUGACAAGAUAGUCUUUAAAUAAAAGGCUUUAUGUCAAUAGUCAUAGGCUCAUCAAAAGAAGGAGGCUGUCUAUGUUUGUAUUGAAAAGAACUGUGCUAAGGUGGCUUUAUGUUAGACUUGUGUACAGGAAAAACACAAAGGACAUUCUGUAGAACAAAUCGAAGAUAUCAAGCUGAGAGCUAUAAAGUUUAUUGAGUCUCAAGGUAAGCUCUAGCAGAACAAGGAGAUUAUUUUACUUGAAUAGGUGGAAUAGACAAUCAAUGAGCGCUUUUUAAGCAUGUAAGUUGCUUUAGGGAGAGCUUUAAAAAAUUUCAACGAGAGAAUUCAUAUGUAUAAAGAGUGUAUUAAAAGAGAAUAACUUGAUAUUCUUUAUUAAAUAGAAUAUGCUUGUGAGGCUAUAAAAGGAGGUAAGAAUAUAAACAAUGAUCAAUUUAAUAAACACCUAAGCUUACUUAACGCAAGUAUCAUAGAUGCUGGAUGUGCCGCUGGGUUAGUCAAGCCAGCAGAAAACUUUCUCAUGAUUAAAAAAGUUGACGUUAUAAGAGCUGAACUCUAAACCAUGAGCGAGAAAUUGUUUAAGUACUACUAGAAUUUCUAAGAAACAUUUAGCAAAUAUAAUGAGUAGUUCAAUAAAAUAUUUGCAGAAGGAGUUGAAGAAGAUGAUUAGGCUGACUUAAAGUUAAAGCUGUUUAAAAAUAUCCCAAGUGCUCGUUAAAGUAUAAGCAUUCAUGGAGAUGUGAAGAGUAAAUCAGGCAAUGAAGACUCUUUUGAUUUAAUAGAUUCACUUUAAUUUUUAGUCAAUGAGAUUUCUGAUGACGAAGACAAUGCAAGCGCUUAAGGAGCAAACCAUUCUUCAGCUGAAGCAGAGAUUAGUAAUGAUAACAGGAGCAUUAGUAGCGCUCCAAGAAAGAGCCUGAGGAAAUAGAAUAACCGAAGCCAAAGACCUUCAAUAAGAAAAGUCCCAAGUAGCAAUGAAAAAAACAACAUCCUAAUUUAAAUAGAUGAUGACUCAUUUGCUCAGUUAGAAGAACAAGAAAAUCAAGACAAUAACAUCGGGGAAAUCACAUGUGAAAUCCCAAAACAAGACGAUAAAGAGAAAUGCGUUGAUAAAGUGCUUGGAAUAUAUGAAUAAGUUGAAUAGAUAGACGAUGACUGUCCCAGCAAAGCAUAGUUUAAUUUAAUGUAGGAUUAUUCAAAGUGUUAUCCUAUAACCAAAUUCGUGAUUUAAAUUGUUUGCAGCUAGAACGACUAGUACUUUGUUUUUUAUAAACUUGCUAAUGGAACAACUAGUAUGAGAGGUCCAUUCGAAAAUGAAGAAGGAGCAAUUAAAUAUUACGAAUAAAAAAUAGAAGAGUAAAGGUAAUCAGUUCUUAAAAGUAUCUGUUGA
This is a messenger RNA of Tetrahymena thermophila SB210, 1407 nucleotides long. RefSeq lists its product as hypothetical. Gene Ontology annotation, molecular function: zinc ion binding. The transcript has a single exon. The record is from RefSeq and is a predicted model, not a curated record. Lineage: Eukaryota; Ciliophora; Oligohymenophorea; Hymenostomatida; Tetrahymenidae.